Molecule: messenger RNA, 525 nt
Organism: Fraxinus pennsylvanica
Lineage: Eukaryota; Viridiplantae; Streptophyta; Magnoliopsida; Lamiales; Oleaceae
Source: the annotation of a GenBank genome assembly
AUGGCUCAAGCAGUGGAAAACCAAAAUGGAAUCCCUGAAAUCAAAGAACCCACACCAAAAAUUCAAAAACUUCACAACAAUGGCGUUUCCCAUGAAAUCACUUCCUUUUUAAGAGUCAAGAAACUCUCCGACAAGGCUUCUUUGCCUUCUAGAGCCUCCCCUCUCUCUGCAGGCUACGAUCUUUCCAGUGCCGCGGAGGCAAAGGUUCCGGCGAGAGGCAAAGCCCUGAUACCUACUGAUCUUAGCAUUGCCAUACCUGAAGGAACUUAUGCUCGUAUUGCGCCACGAUCGGGUUUGGCAUGGAAGCACUCGAUUGAUGUGGGGGCAGGGGUGAUUGAUGCCGACUACAGAGGUCCGGUUGGGGUGAUAUUGUUCAACCAUUCUGAUGUCGAUUUUGAAGUGAAAACUGGUGAUAGAAUUGCUCAACUGAUCAUACAAAAAAUUGAAACUCCUGAAGUAACUGAAGUUGCUGAUCUUGAUUCAACUGUGAGAGGCACUGGUGGGUUUGGAUCCACUGGCGUUUAA